AUGUCGGAAAACUGCGCCGUUCCCCUCUGCCUCCCAAACAACUGCAAAUGGGACGAGCAGACGGGGGAAUACAGCACUAACGAAGAAGAAGAAAGAACCAGCCUCUAUGUUGUGAAUGCUGCCCUGGAACGAUUGAGGAGUGUUAAAGGUAAGUUUUGGAUUGCUUGAGAAUGAUCAUAGAAUAAUAUUAUUACCCUGAAAGUGAUUUUACGGAGCUAAAAAGGCUAUUUUGUGGCGAGAGAUUCGUGCCUAUGCAUAUAGCAUUUUAGCUGGAUACAACAUGCUUUUUGUAAUGUGUGAUCUGGAUUUUGUUGUAGGUCCAGUGUGCGUUGUAUCUAUUGCUGGUCCAUGUAGAAAAGGGAAAUCUUACAUCUUGAGUAAAGUUUUUGAUCAAGGCGAAGUUUUUCCCCUUGGACAUGAGUUGGACCCAGAGACUAUGGGCAUAUGGUUGUGGAUUGUACCAGAAAAAUUUCAGGUAAAAUACUUCUUAUCCGUAUAUUUCUUUUUUAAGACCUUUUGAAAAGGGAAUGAACUAGCUUCAAAUAAAUUCUGAAAAAAAAUAAUGUUGGUGUUAUUGAUAAAAAUUAGAAUGAUAAUCCAAAUAAAAAGCGAAAGCAAAGAGAACAAAAGGUUGAUUGCAAGGUAUUCAUAUUCUCUUGCAUAAGUUUCUUAGCAGUGUUCGCUGCUGAUCCCAGAUAAAUUUGUAUUUUGAAGUAACUUGGUCUACAUCUAGUCUUAAUCAAAACAGAAAUAUUGAUGAACACCAAAGAAUAUUACUUAUCGUAAAAUACUACAUCUUUGUGUAAUCCAUUUUUGUUUGUCUUUCUGCUGUUGUUGCUGUUGUUAUUUAUGUGGUUGAUGUUGUUUUCUGCUGUUGAUGUCACUGUUGUUGUAAUAAUGGCUGCUCUCAGGCUAGGAGAAGCUAGCUGAGGGUCUCGUUUAUAGUCAAACUAAAAUUAUGGCAAGAGAAAUUUUACUGUAUCUAAUAUCAAAUGUUACAUUUUAGUUACCAAUAUUUUUUCUCUCAGUUUUUUGUAUCUUUGAUGUUGUUGUCUUCCUUGUGAUAUUUUCUUCGACGUAAAAGGUUCAGUUGCUAUAUUAUCAAUACCCACAGGACGCCAGCGGACAGGAAUUCACAGUGGUGUUAUUGGAUUCAGAGGGAAUAGAUGCCAUAUCUGGGGAUCAUUCUGACGAUCACUGUAUUUUUACACUGACCAUCCUUCUGGCCUCAGUAUUGAUUUACAACUCUGCUGGUGUACCGACAAGGACUGAUCUUGACGGACUAGAGUAUCCUUGAUCGCUGAGGUGUUUCGUUUUGUAAGCCAACGUAAAUGAAAUCGGAAAGCUGCCGUUCAUAGUAUUUUAUAUAAUAAGCUCAGUUAUGUACGCAUUCUGAUUGGUUCUCACUUAUGAUCUAUUAGAGGACAGACGUAUAGAUGACGUCAUCAUUAAAACUUUUUUUCCGUAUAUUUUAAUUCUUUAUUAAAUAAAACAAAUAGAUUCCAAGUUGCCGUGCGUCUGUUCAGUAAUAGAUCACAGAGGACGUCAAAAUGUGAUAAGAACAUCAGUGACAUACUCGGCUGCGCCUCGUGUGCCACUUUUUUGUUCUUACCACAUUUUGACGUCAUCUGUGACCUAUUACUGAACAGACGCACGGAAACUUGGAAUCUGUUUGUUAAAUAGAGCUCUUCUCUAGACCACACGGAGAAUGUGGAUCCAUUUUUAGACUACAGACUGCUGGGUAGAAGAAUAAUAUGGAUAGAUCACCGAAUACGAUGAACUACGAUGCGUCCCUUCUAACUCUCGUUGAUUGAAAAACUUAUUUUAAAAUUAUAUUUGUCUGUUGAUGCUCUCUUGACUUUAAAACUACUCUCAGCUACAUUGUGAAGCUGUCACAGCGAAUUCAAAUUUUUUCAGGGAGUGAAACGUCAGAUGUAGCCAAAGCUUCUUUAGAAGAUGAUAAUGCAAAAGCCUUUCACAAGACUUUUCCUUUCUUCGUUUGGUUGCUUCGAGAUGUUGUUCUUGCCCUCCCUAAAGGUUGCCAUAGUAUAAAGGAUUACUUCUUGACCAAGGUAUAAUCAAUAAAUCUAUUCAAAAAAAUUUAUGUAUCUCAGUUCGAGGGGAACUGAUCUUCAAGAUAAUCGUAUUUAUAUAUAUUUUUUAUCUUCCUUACUUGUUCUCAAGGAAAUUGCCUCAGAAAAUAACAUAGUUUCCACUACCUUAUAAAAAAAUUUUUUUUCCCCAAAUUUAACAUUCCACAAUAAAAGAUAAAAUGUCAUUAGUUGCACAGUAACAUUUCAUAGACAGUACUUCAUUUCUGAAAUAAACCAAAGUAUCUUGAAGGUAACGACACAUAAUCUGCUUCAGUAGAAACAGUCUUUUUUAAAGAAAGAGAUGUAUACUUGUUCCAGGUAUUCAAGACUUCUGGGCCGAAAGCUGACAAAGCAAAAGAAGUGGCAGAGAGCAUCCUCAGUUAUUUUCCUGGAUUUGACGCCUUCAAGUUGCCACCCCCUUCGUCUGAUCCUGAUGUGGUGUUAAACCUCAACAGAGAUGAAGUACAAGAUGACGUUAACAAGUCCUUCAUUCGUGGAGUCGAUGAGUUUAAAUCAGUAAUGAGGUCUAAACUGACUCCAAAGCACAGCUUUAACGAGGCAGAGUUUGUGACUGGUGAAGGUAGAGUACUGAGAAAAAUUUUAAGUUUUGCUUUGCUUAUCCAUAAUUAUGAUCCUUUGGAAUCGACAGACCGCCUGACUAACUGACUGACAAAAACAUCCAGAUGCAGCUCGUUAAUUUGUCCACGAGUAAGUCUUUAAAUGUUUGGGAACACCUAUGGAACUUUGUAGUGAGAACAUUAUCAUUAAGAAUGAUAAAAAUUUCCACACUUUGUAGUGGAACAAUUGAUGCCGUUACUUCUUCAUUUACAUUGCUCAGUUUCUACUGGUUUAUGUCCCUCCGUUAAGACUCAUUUGUUUAACCGACAGUCUUAUAAACGAGUGUCGAGUUCUAAAACUUGUGAGAGUGACAAAAUGAACGAACUUUUUAGCAAUCAGAAACGUAAACAUUUCUACAGGAAAAAUCUUCAAAGGCGACGAAUUAAGAACAAACUAUUGUACUAAAUUGAGCAAUGAUAUUAAAAGUUCGGCUGGAAUGUAAACAUAAUUUUGAUUCCGAUGCAAUUUGUGGAUAGAAAAUAAGAAACAAAAAAAAAAAAAGAAAAUUGAAAGCUUUCGGGAAAUCUAUUUCUGUCAUAGGAAAAUUCCUGACAAUAGCGAUAAGUGCGGACAAAAUAGAGACAUGAAGGGGCACUUAGAUUUUCUUCAUGAUGUAUCGUCUUGUUUUGAUACUGUUUAGCGCUCGCCACCAUGGUAACAAGCUACAUCACUGCUUUAAACACCCCAGGAACAGUUCCCAAUGUCCAAAACGCCUGGGAUGUCUUUGUCUCGACCAAAUGUACCCAGGCCAAAACGGCUGCCGUUGAAGAAUACGACAAAGAAAUGGAAAUGGAAAUGUCUGGAAAACUGCCGUGUGAGAGAGACAUCAUCCGUCAAGCUCAGCUGGCAGCUCUUAAGCGAGCACUGAAAGUGUUUGAGGAAGAGACGUUUGGAAUAUCCACCGCUAAUAUAGAAAAGUACCUAAACGAGUUAACGGUUAGUAGGAUUUCCUACACUUAUGUGCUACUGACACUUGAAAACAACUUCGGUUGUUUUAUACUCUUGAGUUAUUAAUUUUUUCUCGAAAGAGAGGAUUAUUUGCAGUGCGAAAUAAAUAUGUCUCUCUUCCUGAGAAUCACCAUCGUAGUUUUUAUCAAGGGGUCGUAUGGAGGUUUCUCCUUACGUGAACCAAUGUUCAGUAAUUACCAAUAAAGCUCCUUGAGAGCAGCAAAACUGCCUAUGAGUGAUGAACUAUCGAUAAAUUUUACCGGCACUGCAAAUGACACAACAUAUUACUCAUUGUAAGAUUCUCUUUGUUAACAAAUUUUGGAUAGGCGUACAUGGAAAAUGGCUUGAAUAGCUGGCAAGAACGAAACACCCAGCUUACCAAGGACAGCUGUAAGCAGCUGCUGAUUGGCCUUAAGCAUCAUCACCUUGAUCCAGUUCUGAUUCAACUGAGGGGAAAGGAUGGCGCAAAAGUUUCGUUUGCUGAAGUAAUGGGCUGCUACAGCGCUAUCGAGCAAGGAUUUAAGGCAGAGGCCACCGGAGCAGAGGACGUUUGUGCGCAAGUCUUUCUUGAUUUCCACCCCGUGAGUCACUUGCACUAAUCCAAGAUUCUUUGAUUGAGUGUUACGAAAACAUCGACGGCCAAUCAAAACAAUUAAAAGAAAAUAUCACAGGGAGCCAGAAGUAUAUCAAAAUAAACGCAUAUGACAUUUUUAAAUCGCGAAAAAUGUCUAUGGUUGAGCCGCGACUAGGUUUAAUUUUGCAUAUGUUUGGCGUCAGUUUUCCAGAUCAAUUUUAGAAUCAAGAAAUGAAAAAAAAUGCAAUUAAUUGAGGUACUAACAUGAAAUCUGUCCUGGAUCGACACCUUUUCUUCUAGAAACAAGACACGACGAGAGAGAAGGACGUUGUAGCGGGGUUAAAUUAUUGAUUAGGGUCUAUGUAUAUUUCAUGAUCAUCACUGAUGCUCUCUUAAUCUAUACGGCUCCGGCGUUAAAUUGAAAAUUGAUUUCAUUUUAUUAACUACGAGCUUUAUACUACAUCACGCAUGUUUAGAUAUUAGCGAUUUUUGCUUAACUUUAUUUGCUUUCUUUAAUGCAGGAGCUGCAAAAUGAGAUGGAGAAGCACAUGGAACAUUUGCAGCAACUUAAGGAUUUUGACGAGAACCUGGCGUACGAAAAAGAAGCGAGGGCACAAGAAAUGGAACAAAGAAAGAGAGUUGAGGUAUAAAAAACAAGCAGAUAAACUUAGCAAAAAUGAACAAACGACGACGAAAAAGAAAGCCGCUAAGUACCAUUGACAAAAUAAAUCGUACUCACUUGUAGCAUGUGAAAAAAAAAAGCGUUCCUUGGACUGUACCAUGUGAAGCUUUGCUCAUUAAUCUAUCUACGUAUAUGUAGUUGUUAAUUCAUUAUCAUCAUCUUGUGUCUUUGAUGUUUAGGAGGAGAAGGCACGUCUGGAAGAAGAACGAAUUAGAAAGGAGAAGGAGGUGUGCUCAAUUUUUUUCUCUGUAGUAAACUGUGAGAAGAAAAAAUUGAAACGUUAGCGUGUUGUUGAGACUUAGUUUUGGUUUUCCUCAAAGGAGAGGGGUCAAGAAGACCCAAUGACUCUUCUCUCAAUGGCUACGUUGCUCGCUUCCAAUCAAACCCACAAAUACUUAUAAAGACUUGAUAUAGUGCAGACAAAGAACAAUUCAAAUAGCUUUGUGUUUCUGUUUUUGAGCGUCAUGUGCUUGCUAAAAAGGUGGUGUUCUCUCACGAGCUUUUUGCUUUUUGCAAAACGUCUGUUACUGGAGUUGUCUGCAAGGCCAAGCUAUGCUUAGAAACGUCCCUUUAAAUUAAAACUGUCUUUCGCGACUUUUUGCUUAAAACUUAACCAUUUCAUAACAAUGCUGCGUAUUGCAUAGGGGUAAAGUUUAGAAGUGAUCCAUUAAUUGUCCUUUCAUUAACUAGUCUAUUUUCUUCAAUUUAGAUGGAGCUUUUAAAAGUGAAACAAGAGGAAGAUAGACGACGCCUGGAAGAACAACUGAGAUCCGACAUGGAAGAUCAGAGGGAGCAAAUGCAGAACAUGAUGAGAGCAAACAUGGAGCAGUUGCACAGAGAAAGACAAAACGUCGUGGAUCAGAACAAGACACUGCAGGAGGCUCUGUCGGGCAUGCAACGCUCGAUGAAUGAAAGAAAUGAUCAGAUAAAAAAUCUUCAAAGGCAGAUUCAACAAAUUGCAAGCAGACCACCACCAUCACCACCCCCAAAAAAGAAGGGAUGUGUUGUCAUGUAA
Molecule: messenger RNA, 5930 nt
Organism: Pocillopora meandrina
Lineage: Eukaryota; Metazoa; Cnidaria; Anthozoa; Scleractinia; Pocilloporidae
Source: the annotation of a GenBank genome assembly